Messenger RNA from Leopardus geoffroyi (Geoffroy's cat), 4574 nucleotides. Its product is annotated as KIAA0319 like. NCBI's taxonomy places the organism in Eukaryota, Metazoa, Chordata, Mammalia, Carnivora, Felidae. The transcript has 22 exons. The record is from RefSeq and is a predicted model, not a curated record. Bases 229 to 3507 code for a protein of 1092 amino acids. Gene Ontology annotation, cellular component: plasma membrane; cytoplasmic vesicle.
GAGGCGGCGUUUCCGGCCGCCGUCGCUGUCCUGGGAGGCUGAGGCGAGAGGGAGCUGUCCGGGUGGGGAGCCCACACUACCUUCUUCUUUUUCCUCCUCCUCCGGGUGAGGGGAGCGAAGGUUGGGGCCCCGACCCCAUGGACCGGGAGGAGGCGGAGGCCGCCGAGAGCCGGGGCCCUGCUGUGUGGCCCUGAGCCCCGUGAACGGGUUCCGUCUGUCUGGAAGGCCAUGGAGAAGAGGCUGGGAGUCAAGCCAAGCCCUGCUUCCUGGAUUUUAUCAGGAUUUUGUUGGCAGCUAUCUGUGAAAUGGUUGAGAAGCCUGUACCUGUUUUUUACUUGCUUCUGCUUCAGUGCUCUGUGGUUGUCAACAGAUGCCAGUGAGAGCAGGUGCCAGCAUGAGAAGACAGAAUUUGGAGUUGGCCUGAGAUCUGGGGGAGAAAAUCACCUCCGGCUUCUUGAAGGAACCCCCUCUCUCCAGUUGUGUUGGGCUGCUUGCUGCCAGGAUUCUGCCUGCCAUGCCUUUUGGUGGUUAGAAGGGAUGUGCAUUCAGGCAGACUGCAGCAGGCCCCGGAGCUGCCAGACUUUCAGGACAGACUCUUCCAAUUCCAUGCUGGUGUUUUUUAAAAAAUUCCAAACUGCAGAUGUUUUGGGCUAUCCACCUGAAGAAGAUGAACCACAUAUUCUGGGGCUAGGUUGGAGCAGGGUAUCUUGGAGGAGACAGAAUCCACUCAGAGCUCCACUCAGACCCACUGUAUCUUCUAGUGACCAGCAGAGCUUAAUCAGGAAGCUUCGGAAGAGAGAUAGUCCCAGUGAAGAAGUAGCUACACAUACAGUGACACAGCAUUCUGAAAUGAAUGACUCCAAGGAAGUAGGUGAUCUGAAUACCAGUGGUUCUGCAGAGGUCCACAAGGCCGUUGUAAUUUCCAGUCCCUUAACCACAGUCCUGACUGCGGAGACUCCUGGUUGGUCAAAGAAUGUGUCAGUCCAGCCUGAGACAUCAGAGGAUCCUGGUGCUACGCCUAGCACUCAGCACAUAAAAAGCCCUGGGAGAAUCCAGAUUGUUACCCCUCUGCCAGUGGCUCCCUCCUACAGUUAUGCUACCUCCCUACCUCCCUACCUCCCUACCUCCCAGGCCUCUUUCCAGAGCACCUCAGCACCAUACCCAGUUAUAAAGGAGCUGGUGGUAUCCGCUGGAAAGAGUGUCCAGAUCACCCUGCCUAAAAAUGAAGUUCAGUUAAAUGCAUUUGUUCUGCAAGAACCACUUGAAGGAGAAACCUACACCUACGACUGGCAGCUGAUUACUCAUCCCGAAGACUACAGUGGCGAGAUGGAAGGGAAACAUUCCCAGAUCCUCAAACUAUCCAAGCUUACUCCAGGCCUGUAUGAAUUCAGAGUGAUUGUAGAUGGUCAGAAUACCCAUGGGGAAGGCUAUGUGAACGUGACAGUAAAACCAGAGCCUCGUAAGAAUCGGCCUCCCGUUGCCAUUGUGUCACCACAGUUCCAGGAGAUCUCUUUGCCAACCACUUCUACAGUCAUUGAUGGCAGCCAAAGCACUGAUGAUGAUAAAAUCGUCCAAUACCAUUGGGAAGAACUUAAGGGACCUCUGAGAGAAGAGAAGAUUUCUGAAGAUACGGCCAUAUUAAAACUAAGUAAGCUCGUCCCUGGGAACUACACUUUCAGCUUGACUGUAGUAGACUCUGAUGGAGCAACCAGCUCUACCACUGCGAGCCUGACAGUGAACAAAGCCGUGGAUUAUCCCCCUGUGGCCAAUGCGGGCCCCAACCAAGUGAUCACCCUGCCCCAAAACUCCAUCAUCCUCUUUGGGAACCAGAGCACCGAUGAUCAUGGCAUCACCAGCUAUGAGUGGUCACUCAGCCCAAGCAGCAAGGGGAAAGUGGUGGAGAUGCAGGGUGUUAGAACACCAACCCUGCAGCUCUCUGCCAUGCAAGAAGGAGACUACACUUACCAGCUCACAGUGACUGACACGAUAGGACAGCAGGCCACUGCUCAAGUGACUGUUAUUGUGCAGCCUGAAAACAACAAGCCUCCACAAGCAGAUGCAGGCCCGGAUAAGGAGCUGACCCUUCCUGUGGACAGCACAACCCUGGAUGGCAGCAAAAGCUCAGAUGAUCAGAAAAUUAUCUCAUAUCUCUGGGAGAAAACACAGGGACCCGAUGGGGUGCAGCUCGAGAAUGCUAACAGCAGUGUCGCCACUGUGACAGGGCUACAAGUAGGAACCUACGUGUUCACCUUGACCGUCAAAGAUGAGAGGAACCUGCAAAGCCAAAGUUCUGUGAAUGUCAUUGUCAAAGAAGAAAUGAACAAACCACCUGUAGCCAAGAUAACUGGGAGUGUGGUGAUUACCUUGCCCACGGACACAGCAGAACUGGAUGGCUCCAAGUCCUCAGAUGAUAAGGCAAUAGUCAGCUACCUCUGGACCCGAGAUGAGGGGAGCCCAGCGGCAGGGGAGGUGCUGAAUCACUCUGACCACCACCCGAUCCUCUUUCUUUCCAACCUGGUUGAGGGCACCUACACAUUUCACCUGCAUGUGACUGAUGCGAAGGGGGAAAGUGACACAGACCGGACCACUGUGGAGGUGAAGCCUGAUCCCAGGAAAAACAACCUGGUGGAGAUCAUCUUGGAUGUCAACGUCAGUCAGCUAACUGAGAGGCUGAAGGGGAUGUUCAUCCGCCAGAUUGGGGUCCUCCUGGGGGUGCUGGAUUCCGACAUCAUUGUGCAAAAGAUUCAGCCGUACACGGAGCAGAGCACCAAGAUGGUAUUUUUUGUUCAAAACGAGCCUCCCCACCAGAUCUUCAAAGGCCAUGAGGUGGCAGCGAUGCUCAAGAAUGAGCUGCGGAAGCAAAAAGCAGACUUUCUGAUAUUCAGAGCCCUGGAAAUCAAUACUGUCACAUGCCAGUUGAACUGUUCUGACCAUGGCCACUGUGAUUCAUUCACCAAACGCUGUAUUUGUGACCCUUUUUGGAUGGAGAAUUUCAUCAAGGUGCAGUUGAGGGACGGAGACAGCAACUGUGAGUGGAGCGUGUUGUAUGUUAUCAUUGCUUCCUUUGUCAUCGUUGUCGCCCUGGGAAUCCUGUCCUGGACUGUGAUCUGUUGUUGUAAGAGGCAGAAAGGAAAACCCAAGAGGAAAAGCAAGUAUAAGAUCCUAGAUGCCACGGAUCAGGAGAGCCUGGAACUGAAGCCAACCUCCCGAGCAGCACCCACACAGUGGAACCAGAGCAAGCAACUGUGGGGAGCGAGGUUGCGUACUCACUCUAUGUCGGGAACUCGGGCAAGCCCUUUACCAUCCAUGCUGAGCCGGGGCAUCAAACAGAAAGGCCCAAUGCUGAGCAGCAGCCUGAUGCGCUCUGAGUCGGAGCUGGACAGUGAUGAUGCCAUCUUCACGUGGCCAGACCGAGAGAAGGGCAAACUCCUGCAUGGUCAGAAUGGCUCCGUGCCCAACGGGCAGACCCCACUUAAGGCCAGGAGCCCACGAGAGGAGAUCUUGUAGCUGCUUGGUCUGUUUCCUCAGGGUAGGGGUGGGCAGUGCGAGUCCAGAGCAUUGCCAGGCUGGUUCUCAUACCUCCCGUGUCCGUGGGCAGCUGUUCUCCCAGCGUCUGCUGGUCAUUCCACCCUAAUACCCUCAACCAGAGCUGCUGGCACCUGAAUCCAGAGACUCUCUCCGGGAACCCUGAAUGAAGCUGUGAACGAAGAGGUUUCCUCUUUAAAACCCUUCUGGUAGCCGCCCCCCCUCCCCAAAUGUCCUCACCUCAGGGCCUCCUUUUUCGCAAACCCCUCCUCUGCUCCAAGGGCCGUCCAGCCAGCUCCCAGCUGCCUCUCCAGUUCCCUGUUGGCAGUGUUGCUGCUCCCAGGGCACCCGCACAGCAAGUCCUGGCUGUAGAACAAGCACCACCAGCCUCCUGCUCCGAGAGCCUGCCUGUGGGCACAUUCUUUGUUCUCUUCUUUGGGACAGAGCCGUUAUCUUUUCGCUAGGUCCAGAGAAAGUGGAACCCCGUCCUCACCACUGAUGCCCGUGUCCAGCCUGAGAUUAGGGGAGGACUGGCUGUUUCCAGAAUCGAGGGUCCCCUCUGGCUGCUGGGCCAUCUGUCAGACAGCUGGGCUGGCCACAGACCCUUUCCUUCCUUCUGACCUGCUGCUUCAGGGCUCAGGCCCCCAUGCCCUGCCCGCAGGAGACCGUCAGACGCUGACUGGAAUGUGAUGGCAUGAGCGCAUGUGUGCGACUGCCCCAUGGCGGUCUCCUCUGUGUCUGUCUUGUGUGUCCCUUGCAUGUGUGUGUGUGUGUGUGUGUGUGUGUGUGUGUGUGUGUCAGUCAGAAUGUGCGCACAUCAACUCCUCAUAGGGCUCUCGGCUACUUGUGAGGCUACCUGGACAGACUUUUAGCUCCUUGGAGCAGAGACUUCCUGAAUCCCUCUGGCCCUGUCACUGGUUCCUCAGCCAUGGUCAUCCUGGGUGUUGGGGAAUGGGAGCUUUGGGGGAGUGACUUUUUGAAAAGAAACUUAGUUUACACUACUGCACUACUGUCUGUUGUGAGAUGAUUAAACAUGCUAUUUAAUUGUA